AUGGCAGCCACAUGGGAAAAUGUGUUGCAAGGUUAUGAUGUGAAUCGUUUCGACGGUGAUGUUAGAGAAGAUCUGCUCUGUUCUGUUUGCCAUGAUGUGCCAAAGGACCCAAGGCUUUGCCAGAAUAGAGACCAUCUAUUUUGCUUUGAUCAUAUCUCACGACAUCUUCAUGAAAAUUCUCACACAUGCCCAGUGUGCAGAGAUCCUCUGACCCCCGAAACCCUGAGACGUCCUGAAGGAUUUUUGAAGAAUUAUUUAGAUGAUCUGAGAAUCAAGUGUGACCACGAUGAUCGAGGUUGCCCUGACAUUGUACGGCUUGAACAUCUUCAUAUUCAUGUCAAUCAAUGUGGAUUCGCACCUGUUAUGUGUGAGAAUGACGGAUGUGGGGUGAUUGUCAAUAAAAGAGAUCAAGAAAAUCAUGAAAAAAAUCUUUGCCAAUUUAGAAUCACCAAAUGUCAUGACUGUACAGACAUUAAAGCAAGUCAAAAUGAGAUAAAAGUUCAGAUUACACAAAUGGAGGAUCAAAUAAAGGUAACAUCAAACUUUAGUUUUCCCUUUUUCGGCGUAUAUGACUUAUAUGGCAAUCUUUAUAAACCGGUUAUAAAUUUUACAAGACUCCUAUUUAUGGUUAUUCAGUUAGAACAUUGACCGUAGUUCGUCCAAAUGUCAAAUAUGAUGAUUUUAGGCAUCUCACUCGAUAAUUAUAGAACUAACAGUUGUAGGGUUUUUGUCUCAGAGCCGACGGCGCGAAGCGCCGUGCGAAGGUACUAAUCCCCCGGCUAUUUACACCCGGGGAAACGAAACCUUUAGCGAAGUCUAAAGUUCACCAAUGAUCGCGGGCGUGGCCCACUGUGCGUAGGUGGUCAUCCUCACUGAUCUCAAAAAUAUGGCGCUGUCAUGAAUAGCGAACACUGUGAUUGGUCUUUCAUGAUUGGACAAAUAUGGCGCUGUCAUGAAUAGCGAACACUGUGAUUGGUCUUUCAUGAUUGGACAGUCAUGAAUAGCGAACACUGUGAUUGUUCCAAUUUAAAGUUUGCAUUAUAACGACUGCAUGACGACAGCGAUACGAAAUAGCAAAUAUUUCUUGAUUUGAUGAUUGAAUUUAAAGUUUGCAUUAUAACGACUGCAUGACGACAGCGAUACGAAAUAGCAAAUAUUUCUUGAUUUGAUGAUUGAUAAAUUUCUUGCAAAUAUAUUUCAUUUUUGCUCGCAUUUUUGCAAGAUUUUGUAAAUUUCAAGAAAGAAAGGACGAAAGAAUCGGCUAUACAGAAGGGAGCCGACGUUAACGAAAGUAAGUUUGUUUUAAAUAUUGAUUUUAUAAUUGCUUUAAAACCCGACGGCCUUUGCGUAUAUGAAACAACUAUAAAACAAGACAGCAUAUAAUUUCAGUGUAUCUUUAAUAUUGAUUCCUAAUAUUGAUAUCAUACCUAACAUACAUAUGUUGGGUAUGAUUAUUUUGUAAUUAAAAGUGAUAUUUUUAGGCGAUUUUUCAUUUGUAAGAAUAUUCUUAAAAAAUUAUCGUGUUACCAUGACAACUACUUUAGAUACCUCAUGUUCGGAAAAUUCAAUGAUUUUGUCAGCAAGGCGAGGGUUUCUGCAUGCAUGUAUUUUCUAGUAGAAUAGUAUAUAGUUCCAUUUUUCGCAUGCAGCUGCUUCUCGGUAGAUCUGAAAAAUUGUGACUGAUAUAUUCCGAUCGAAUUUCCGCCUUGAAAACCUCUUCAACUGUCAGAAUGUUAUACUGUGCACGAUAUCUGAGAUAAUAUUUUAACAUUAAUAUUAAUUGUAAUUCAGGAAUCCCAAGCAAGAAUAGAAGUUCGUGUCGAGGAAAUUAAAGUAAGGCAAGAUUUGUUAUUUAUUCUUAGUUUUGCAGUUUUGGAUAUCUAUUUGGGAAAAAAAUUAAAUACAAUAGAACCCCGCUUGAACUCUUAAAGGAAACGAAAAAUUGUUCGACUUAGUGGGGGUUCGCUUGAACGAGGGUGGUGCUUACUUCGUUUAUUAGGUUAAUAGUUAAAAAAGUUUUAAGCAGUUCGUUAUGUUAGUCAUAUCGUCUAAUUUUUCUUUCGACACACCUAAUUAAAUUUUAUUUCUAAUUGUAAAAUUGUUAAAAUCUGAUUAGAAACUAAGACACUCAAGGUAUGGCAUAAUAAUUAUGCCUAUUCUCGGAAAAGCCCUGGAACGCCAUUAAUGAAGCAGAUUGUACAACCUUGUCCAACACCGCAUCAAGAGAUCUCAACAUGGCUUGCUAAGAUUAUUUUGUGCGUUUGUUGGUGUUAUGUACUCAGGUGAAUAUGAUGUUUGUGAUGUUACUCUAAGUGUGCAUCCACACCGCCAGGCAAGCUGAAAAGUUAGCUUGGCCACGUUAAGUUCACGAUUAUGUGUUAUCCGACAUACCAAGAGAUAAUAUCAAUCCAACAUAUUCCACCGAAAGGAUAUGACUUGCCAGCUAAGCUAUGUCCCCUAAAUUAAUAUAUAUAUAUAUAUAUAUAUAUAUAUAUAUAUACAGGGUGUAUAAAAAUUCUCAAACUCAAAUUUUGUGGACCAGGGAGGUGUGUCUUUUCCAACAAAUUAAAAAUGGCUCGCGCACAAAAUUUAAAAGAUGUAAUCAUAUUUUGAGUUUAUAGAUGGAAACUUUGUCGGGUUUUUAAUUACUGUACAAAAUUUCAGACAAUUUGGUUUAGUUUAAGCCCUUUAACUAUUUAUAUUAUUCUAAUAAAUCAGCUUUUCGCAUGCUUAAUUAAUGCCUUUACCUAAUUUGCAUAUUGCUGACAUAUGCAAAUUAGGCAAAUGCAUUAAUUAAGCAUGCAAAUAGCUGAUUUUUAGGAAAAAUGUAAAUUUGCGUGAAUAGUUCAAGGGCUUAAACUAAAUCAAAUUGUCUGAAAUUUUGUACAGUAAUUAAAAUCUCGACAAAUCUUCCAUCUAUUAACUCAAAAUAUGAUUACAACUUUUAAAUUUUGUGCGCGAGCCAUUUUUACUUUGUUGGAAAAGACACCCCCCCUGGCUCACAAAAUUUGAGUUCAAGAAAUUUUUUUCAUUAUUCUACAUUAUAAGUACCCAGAAGCUAUAUAUAUAAAAAGCUAUAUAUAUAUAUAUAUAUAUAUAUAUAUAUAUAUAUAUAUAUAUAUAUAUAUAUAUAUAUAUAUAUAUAUAUAUAUAUAUAUAUAUACCAAAUAUGUAUUUAGAAUCAUAUAUGAGUAGAGUGCUCGAUAUACCGAAGUAUAGAGCUAAUAUAGAUAAAGAUAAAAUAAACCUGGUUUACUUCAUUUAGUGAAUAAAUCUUAUGAAGUAAACCAGGUUUAUUUUAUCUUUAUCUAUAUAUAUAUAUAUAUAUAUAUAUAUAUAUAUAUAUAUAUAUAUAUAUAUAUAUAUAUAUAUAUAUAUAUAUAUAUAUAUAAUUGAUGGUGACACUUUGCAUGCGUUCAUUUACUUGAUUUGCAUUUUAUCUUAAUUUUUUGUAUAAUACAAGAUAGGCCAACAAAUUUGCAAAAAAUUAAAAUUUCUGAUGUAUGUUAAUUGACACUAAUUUAGGAACAAGAUGACGAAAUCAAACAAUAUCAAGCCCAGACAAGAGAAGAAUUCAACGAAAUGAAAAAUAAAAUCGCAGGAAUUGAAAGAAAACAAGAUGAAAUGAAGGUAGGCAAAAUUAAUCCUUUCCGUAGUUGCACGAAAAUGAAUUUAAUAGUUGUGUAUGGUGUCCUAGGAGAGACAUCAACAUUUUUGUUUCAUUUUUAAAUUUAUUUGCAUUCAAUUUACAUUUAAUGUAUUUUUAUUUUUAAAAUUUAUCUUUUUCUUGUUUCUAUUUUGUUUUAAAUUAUUUUAAAACGUUUCAACUCAAUUGGUUUUAAUUUUAAAAUUAAUGAUGUCUCUUCUCGGACAUAACGAUUUAAAAAAAAAAUCCUCAUGUCCGAGAAGAGACAUUACGUCACAGAUUAAAUAUGACCAGAUGUGAAACUUAAUAGGACUUUGUCACAGAAUAAAGACAUACAGAAGGUCGACUCGAGUAACUGCUGCCACGCCAUAAUUCGUCAUGAAAAUACUGACGCCAUGGUCCUAGCCAGCGCGCUUAUGAGAGGCAUUCCCCCCUGGACUUCCGACAUUUUGAAUAUUAUCACGGGGGUGAAUGUUUCUCAAACGCGCACUGGCUAGGGCAUGGCGUCAGCAUUUUCAUGACGAAUUACGGUUACGCCAAAAUCAUUGGAAAAUCAUAGGAAAAACCAAAAAGUUGGGCAACUGUGUAGCCUAUUCUGUGACUUCGUGUCCUCAAAUUUCCCUAGAUGUACAUACACGUCAUGCUCAUGCCAUCAUGGCGAUCACAUUUGCUAGCAAAAUGGCGUCCUGAAAAACACGAACUUUUGCACUUUAUUGCGGCCUUUUUGGAUCGAAAUUUUUGGAUUAAACAAUCAAUGUUGAAUGUUGUUGAAAAGUGUUGAAAGCAUUUUUAAAAGCAAGACGUAUUACCAAAUGACAAAUUAUCACGCGAGCGACACUUGAUAGGAAGAUGGCGACCGUGGGACAACUUUUUACUGAAGUUACACAUCUGUUCUUUAUCUGUGAUUAUAUCUAUAUAGCUAAGUGCAUGAACUUGAUUUACCGCUGCCCACGAUUGUCAGAUGAGGCGCAUGCUCUCCCCAGUCUCUCUGCGGCAGUUAGGUCAAACUGAAAGCAUGGCGGACGAAGGCCUAGUGAGUUCAAGAAGAACCAGAAGAUUAUGGCAGCAAAGAGGACAAGAAAAAGAGAACGAAACAAACUUGGAAAGGGUAAAGACCGGCUCUCGUACCUGAAAAAUUAACAAUUCAGCGAUUAUCAGCUCAAGUUAAAGGAUCUUCCCAAAAGUAUGCCAGAAUGGGGCCUUUAGUGUGACUAUAUAUUGUUUGUGGAUAAAUCGUACAAAAAUUGUACCAUUAAGGCUAUGUUUACAUUGUAUCGGAUCAGUUUUUGUUUCGUUCGCGAAAAGUUACGGCCCGAGUGUAAACAGCUUCCGCCCCGCCCAUCUAUGCCGUCGUAUUUUCUUCUAUAUAUUAUUAGAAUAGUAAGUUGUUGUUUGCCAGAUUCCAUCCGAGUCACGCAUUGAACCGAAAUUGCUCCGAUUGGUGUUUACAUUACAAUGAGAGCGUUGCAAAAACCGAUCCGAUACACCGCGCACCACUUCGAAGAGCGAACCGCCGCACCACCGAUACACCGCGCACCACUUCGAAGAGCGAACCGCCGCCCCACUGUUCGUUGCAGAAAUUGAGACGAUAACAACAUUUCAUAUGUAAACAGAAGCCCUAUCAGGUAUGAUUUUUGCGUCGGACGCAAAGUGAUCCGAUACAAUGUAAACAUAGCCUAAGAUUCUUUAAUUCGUUUAGAUUUUCGAUAGGUGGUCCUCGCUCAGUUUCUAGUAUAUUACAAUCAAACCCGUUCAUGUUGAAACCAGCAAUACAAGCCCUUCUCGCAACAUCAAUAGAUGGUGGUGCACACAUGUCGUCUUCCAAAACAUUUUAAAGGGUAAAAACAUUAAAAAACAUUGUACUCUUUUUAAAAGCCCCAUUCUGGCAUACUUUUGGGAAGAUCCUUUAACUUGAGCUGACAAUCGCUGAAUUGUUCAUUUUUCAGGUACGAGCCGGUCUUUACCCUUUCCAAGUUUGUUUCGUUCUGUUUUUCUUGUCCUCUUUGCCGCCAUAAUCUUCUGGUUCUUCUUGAACUCAUCUUCGUCCGCCAUGCUUUCAGUUUGACCUAACUGCCGCAGAGAGACUGGGUAGAGCAUGCGCCUCAUCUGACAAUCCUGGUCAGCGGUAAAUCACGUUAAUGCACUGAGCUAUAUAGAUAUAAUCACAGAUUAAUGAGAGAUGUGUAACUUCAGUAAAAAGUUGUCCCACAGUCGCCAUCUUCCUAUCAAGUGUCGUUCGCGUGAUAAUUUGUCAUUUGGUAAUACGUCUUGCUUUCAAAAAUACUUUCAACACCUUUUCAACAACUUUAAUUGCUUUCAACAACUUUAAACAUUUAACAUUGAUUGUUUAAUCCAAAAAGUUCGAUCCAAAAAGGCCGCAAUAAAGUGCAAAAGUUCGUGUUUUUCAGGACGCCAUUUUGCUAGCAAAUGUGAUGGCAUGAGCAUGACGUGUAUGUACAUCUAGGGAAAUUCGAGGACACAAAGUCACAGAAUAGGCUACACAGUUGCCCAACUUUUUGGUUUUUCCUAUGAUUUUCCAAUGAUUUUGGCGUAACCGUAAUUCGUCAUGAAAAUGCUGACGCCAUGCCCUAGCCAGUGCGCGUUUGAGAAGCAUUCACCCCCCUGAUAAUAUUCAAAAUGGCGGAAGUCCAGGGGGGAAUGCCUCUCAUAAGCGCGCUGGCUAGGACCAUGGCGUCAGUAUUUUCAUGACGAAUUAUGGCGUGGCAGCAGUUACUCGAGUCGACCUUCUGUAUGUCUUUAUUCUGUGACAAAGUCCUAUUAAGUUUCACAUCUGGUCAUAUUUAAUCUGUGACGUAAUGUCUCUUCUCGGACAUGAGGAUUUUUUUUUUAAAUCGUCAUGUCCGAGAAGAGACAUCAUUAAUUUUAAAAUUAAAACCAAUUGAGUUGAAACGUUUUAAAAUAAUUUAAAACAAAAUAGAAACAAGAAAAAGAUAAAUUUUAAAAAUAAAAAUACAUUAAAUGUAAAAUGAAUGCAAAUAAAUUUAAAAAUGAAACAAAAAUGUUGAUGUCUCUCCUAGGACACCAUAGUUGUGAAAAAAAAUGUCUACGUAUUCUAGAUCUCGGCAGUUCCGCGGCAAUUAUAUAUUAUUCCAUUCAACGAUGAUUUGAAAUGUAUAUAAAACACAAAUAGGUUAAUUUCAAACCCAGCUAGAAUUUUGAAUAUGCAUUUAGUUGUUGCCAGUGACCUUGAUAUUCUGUUAGUAUAAUCUGCAUAGACCUUAUUCAUAAAUCGCAAUCGGGUCCUCAUACUUUAUCACAGGAAACGGUAAUAAACGCAGGAAAAUUUGCAAAAUGUUUUCUGCUGUCCACUAUGGAAGUUUUUUUUUUGAGAAUAUUACUACUUUUUUCGAAAAUAUUGUGUAUAAAACUGAGCUUAAAAGUUUGAAAUAAUACACUUCUUAGAAAAUAUAUAUAUGUUAUUUACCGGCUGGGAGGUCCGUACUGAAGAAUGUUUUCCCGAGGUCCCAGAAGCGGCCCGAGACUGAAGGUCGAGCGACGCUUCUGAGACCGAAGGAAAGUAUUCUUCAAGUAUAUGAACCGACCUCAACGGUAAAUAACGUAUUUAUUUUUUUGCCCGAUGCUUAAUUAAAUUCUUAAAAACUCCAGUGUUGCGAAAUAGAUUUGAGAUCAGUUGUGUUUACUAGCCUACUUUAAUUCAGUGCUUUAUCCAAGCUUGGCUGAUAUCUUGCUAAAACGACACGAUAAAAAGCCUUUAUUUUUGAUGCAAUAUAGAUGCGUACUUUUCUACUCAACAAAAGAAUAAAAAGGUAAAGCGAUAAAAAAUAUUUAUUUUCCUAAAAACAUGCUUCAAAAAUGUUCUUUCGACACGCAGCAACAAAUUGUACUUGCCGAAAACAUUGUGUUCAUGACAACAUUUAUAAAAAUAUAUGACUGAAACAUUUAGCACUGUCAUUUCGAUACCUAUAUGUCAAAGAAAGACUUGUUUUUUUUCUAUUUAGGUCGGAAAACAAGAACAUUUCGGGCUUGACACUAAAUCUAUUGAAUCAGUUCACCUUAUUUUUCUAUCUUUAGUAAUUAGUAUCGAUAGGGAGGAUUUUUAAACUUUUGGAUAACUUUUUCGUUUUGAAAAUUGUCUUCACUCCUCGGUUUGUUUUGGCGCGAAACGUGAGAGGUCCGUAACGUGUGUGAGAGGUCCGUAACGUGUAAUACGGACCUCUCGUAAACCAACCAGAAGGCUCCAUUUACAUUACGGACCUGGGAUUACGGACCGGAAAAAAAAAUAAAACGCCAUAAUUAACGUAAAAGGUGCUGGGGGUCAAUCGGAAAAGGAAACCUUUUUAUUUUUUCCGGUCCGUACUCCCAUGUUCGUAAUGUAAAUGGAGCCUUUUGAUUGGUUGACGAGAGGUCCGUAUAACACGAUACGGACCUCUCACACACGUUACGGAUCUCUCACGUUACGGACCUCUCAUCGAGGAGUGAAGACCGCAUGAUUUUCAAACUCAAAAAACAAUUCGAAAUAAGCUGAAAAGCCCUCCCUAUCGAUACUAAAGAUGGAAGAAAUAAGCUGAAAUGACCUCAAUGGAUUUCGUGUCAAACCCAAAAUGUACUUUUUUCGACCUAGAUGCGCAAAAACAAAUAUUUCCUUGACGUAUACAAGUAUCGAAAAAUCAGUGCCAAAUGUUUAAUGUCAAAAACUCAGCAUAUAUUCAGCUAAAUUUCGAAAAAUGCAGAUUAAAAUACAAAUACUGGAACCAAGGACUUAUUCUAAAACAUACAAAUUUAAAAAAAAUACCUUCAAACAUGACUUCUAGUCCCAUUUCAGUCAUAUAAUUAUUCUUUUAUAAAUGCUGUCAUUGUUGUCGAUCGGCAUGUACAAUUUGUUGCUCCGUGUCGAAAGAACAUUUUCGAAGCAUGUUAUUACGCUAAAAAUAUAAAAAAAUAAAUAGUUUACAUUUUCAUUGUCUUGAUUAGUAGAAUAACAUCUAUUGCAUAAAAAUUAAAGACUUUUUAUCGUGUCGUUCUAGCAAUAUGUCAGCCAUGCUUGCGACAAAAGUAUUUUUAAUUAAAAUAAACAUGACGUCAAAUCCAGUUCGCCACACUGGAGUUUUUUUAGGAAUUUAAUUUAGCAUCGUGCAAAAAAAUAAGUUAUUUAUUAGAUAAUUACUGCGGUCAACGGCAUUAUUGGAUAUAUUGCAGCCACCUUGGGCCUCCGCUGGCUGCAAUAUAUCCAAUAAUGCCAGUUGGCCUCAGUAAUUAUCUAUUAUAAUUACUGACCCGAAUCAAAAGUACUUGAUUAUUUUCGGCUGGAAGACUACGUUGCUGCUUGUUGGGAUCGUAUGACAAUGAAUCUAUCCAACGUUACACUAGACAUUUGUGAGGACAUGCAUAUAGACAUAACCAUAGGCACUGUAGUGCAUCGUGAUAGAACAGAUUUCAGUUUAAUUAAUUGCCCUAAAUUAAAAUCUCCACAAGCGGAGGUCAAUUAUAGUGUUCUAGUUUACAUAUUAGAGAAGUUAAGAUACCCCGGUUUACGGGUACGAGUGAUAUACACGUACCCGUAAAUCGAGGAGCGACUUGUCACUUAAGAAAUCCAAGAUAUUCCAGCCUGAGAAAACCGAUCAGAAAAUGGCAACUUUCGAUGUUGAGGUUCUUCAUUGAUUGUUGAAAACUUUGACAAGUAUAUGUGCUGUAUUUAAUUGGGUAAGAUAUUGAAAAUUUGUACUAUUUGAACGGCCCACAAAUAGUAAACAGAAAACACCCGUGCCCGUCUGUCUUUACGUGUAGACAACGGUUUACCGCGGGGAAACGGCUUGAAAUUACGGGUAAAAAUGCUGACAUCAGCAAAAAUUGGUAAACAAAAUGGCGAUACUCGUACCCGUAAACCGGAACCGUGGUAUCUUAACCUGUCUAUUAUCAUUAAUGAUAAGGUUAAAGAUUAUCAUUAUAUAUAUAUAUAUAUAUAUAUAUAUAUAUAUAUAUAUAUAUAUAUAUAUAUUAUCAUAUAUAUAUAUAUUAUCAUAUAUAUUAUCAUAUAUAUUAUCAUUAAUGAUAAGGUUAAGAGCGCAUUACACUGGAUAAACACGGGCAUAGAACUUAUGGUGUGUUUUGCACAUGCAUAUAUCUAGGAUAAAAUCACACAAGCGCAAACGAAAGUAUUUCUCAGUAAAAUUGAACUGAAAUGAUUCACAGUGACCGUUUUUGGCAGUGCUUCAGGCACCCAAUGAUACUGUAUGAGGGACCUUUAGCACUGUCACCUUCUCAUCUUCAGAUGUUAAUGUUCACGUUAUCGCGUGUACAUGUCAACGAAGAUGCAUUAUUGCUAAUAAUACCAUAGUUGCCUCGAAAUUCUUUGUCUCGCGAGGUACGAUUAAUCACUAAUUUACCUCAGUCAUUACUAAAACAUGGAGUAAAAUUAGAACUAAUUUUACCACGGGCUAAUUUACCUCAGUCAUUACUAAAACAUGGAGUAAAAUUAGAACUAAUUUUAGCCCGUGGUAAAAUUAGUUCUAAUUUUUCCCUGCAUGCUUGAUGAGGGAAAUUUAGAAGACAAAAGCGUACCACCUCAUAACCUCUGAUUGGAGAGCUGUACCUCAUCGAAAAUCAUCGGCACAACUAUGGACAGUAUCUGACGGCACCGUCCCGUACACAUUCGAACAAUCACUUUGCCAGCUUUUAUUCCCUAAUCUUGAACAUUACAAUUGUGGGAGGCAUGGAGAUGUGUUUCUGCGCGUGCAUAUAUAUGAAAAGUGUUCGUACCACAAUCAUAAGACAAUCAAAAAGCAUUCAAAACAGGCAACGCACCACGCGCGGAUUCCCUCGGCAACUACGGUAUUACAACGUAAUAGCAUGGCAUUACGGUCGAUUAGUGAUGAAAUGUCCCUCAAUUCAAGCCUCGAGAGGUUUAGUAAAAGUCCCGAGGCGCGUACUAAACCUCUCUCGGCUUUCGGGCACAUUUAAUCACUAAUCGCCCUGAAUGCCAUGCUAUUACUUAUAAUAAUGUCUGUGUGCACUGAUCACGAUGCAUUAUUUUAAAUAAUGCUGUGUGCACGCUGCAUCAUUUUUAAUAAUGCUGUGUGCACGCUGUAUUAUUUUUAAUAAUGCUGUGUGCUAUUUUAGCCCCUAUAAGCAUUUAAUAAUUACUAACACCCUCAUCAAACCUAUUGUUUCCCCCUGCAUUAUAUCAGCGAAUGUCGAGACGUUUUAACGUUCUUCUGAAAAACGGGAGCGGUCUUUUUGAUUGUAGGGAAAUUCCCAGGGGUAAAUGUUUAUUCGGGCUAUAAUAGCACACAGCAUUAUUUUUAAUAAUGCAGCGAGCAUACAGCAUUAUUUUUAAUAAUGCAGCGUGCACACAGCAUUAUUAAAAAUAAUGCAGCGUGCACACAGCAUUAUUUUUAAUAAUGCAGCGUGCAUCAGUGCACCCAGACAUAAUUAGCAAUAAUGCAUCUUCGUCACCCUGACAUGUACACACGAUAACGUGAACAUCUCAAGAUGAGAAGUUGACAGUGCUAAAGGCCCCUCAUACAAUAUCAUCGGGCGCCUGAAGCACUGCCAAAAACGGUCCCUGUGAGUCCUUUCAGUUCAACUUUAGUAAAGAAAUAGUUUCGUUUGCACUUGUGGGAUUUUAUCCUAGAUAUAGGCAUGUGAGAACACACCAUAAGUUCUAUUCCCCGUGUUUAUCCAGUUUAAUAAGCUCUUUGAAUUAACUUUAUCAUUAAUGAUAAUACAUAAACUAUAGACUAUAAUUGACCUCCGCUUGUGGAGAUUUUAAUUUAGGGCGAUUAAUUAAACUGAAAUCUGUUCUAUCACGAUGCAUUACAUGCAUGUCCUCACAAAUGUCUAUUGUAACGUUGGAUAGGUUCAUUGUCAUACGUUCCCAACAAACAGCAACGUAGUCUUCCAGCCGAAAAUAAUUACUUUUGAUUCGGGUCAGUAAUUAUAAUAUUUAUAGAUAAUUACUUCGGCCAACUGGCAUUAUUGGAUAUAUUUCAGCCAGCUUCGGCCUUCGGCCUCAGCUGGCUGCAAUAUAUCCAAAAAUGGCGUUGGCCUCAGUAAUUAUCUAACAACCCUUGGGAAUUUCCCUACAAUCAAAAAAGACCGCUCCCGUUUUUCAGAAGAACGUUAAAACUUCUCGACAUUCGCUGGUAUAAUGCAGAGAGAAAACAAUAGGUUUGAUGAGGGUUAGCAAUUAUUUACCGUUAAGGUCGGCACGUACUUGUAAGAUAUUUUCCUUCUGUCUCAGAAGCGUCCCUCGACAUUCUGUCUCGGGCCGCUUCUGAGACCUCGGGAAAAUAUUUUCAGUACGGAACACCCAGCCGCUAAAUAACAUAUAUGUAUUGUUCAAGUUUGUAUGGCCAAAACAAACAACCAACAAGGCUACAAAACAUCUACAACUCCAAAACCGUAAUAAACAUGAAACUACGGUUGAAGAAAUAAGAUUAUAACUCACUCAGUUAAUGUAACCUUCAUUUUUGCUGCAAGAUGCUUGCAGUAUGUAAUCGAGCGACAUGCAUAGAUCAUAUUUUUCCAUGCGCACCAAUAACAUUUGAUGUUGUGUUGUGAUUUUGACCCCUUCUUUUCUUUCAUAAUAAUGUCUAAUUCCAAAAGCUAUACUUUCAUAUGUUACAAAGGCUUGCAAGUAAUUCUAGUUACUGUGUGUUUUGCUUAUUAUUGGCGUGGGGGGCUUAAGCCAUAUCGCUACAUGGUUAUAUGUUCUCAUUUUUCACACAAAAAACUGGAGAAACCGGUCGUUUUUAUAUUAUUCUCGUUUAUAGCCUUCGUUGUGCGUGUAUGUCCAAUAUAGCCAUCGGUUGUCACAGGUGGUGAAGAUUGUGUAAGAUGGUGUCAGAUGCUUUGUUUGUCAGAUGCUUGAGUGUAGUGUCGGAUGGUGUCGGAUGGUUCAGCUGAACAGCUGUUGUCAGGUGGUGAAAAUAGUGUCUGCUGGUGAAGAUGGUUUAAUGGGGGGGGGGGGUGUCUUAAUUUAACCUACUUGCAUAUAUAGUGUUCCCUCGUUUUUCAAAACCACGUAUAUAUCAACAAAACCUACAAGACCAACGACAAAAGCGUUAUGGCUAAUUGUGCAUAUAUAGUGUUGCCUUCCUUCUUUCAAAACCAGGUAUAUAUCAAUAAAACCUACAAGACCAACGACAAAUGCGUUAUCAUAGCUAAUUGUGCAUAUAUAGUGUUGCCUCGUUCUUUCAAAAACACGCUUCGUAUAUACUAAACUGCCGUAACAAACGCGUCAACGCAUUACUAUACAAUCUUGGACAACGUCAAAAAUUGUGUAUUUAUACUUUUCAUAUGUACACAUGCUUAUAUUCACUUUGACAUUUCAGGCAUUUCCGGGCAGCAAACUAUAAAUUAUAACAGUUAUAACAUGCACUAGCGGGAAAGUUAAUACAGGUUAUCUCAACUUCAUGGCUAUAACGCAGCCAUACAAUGUCAAUGAGAAAUACAUGCAUAAGCCAAUCAUGCAAUAAGUCUUGUCAAUAUUGUGUGCACUUUAUAUAACUGAAUGUAGCAAUUCAUUGCACAUACACAAUCUGACACACUUCGACCAUCAUACACCAUCUGUACCAUCUUCACCAUCUGACAACCCGUCCCUGUAUAACCACCCUACACCAUCAUACACAAUCUGACAACCAUCUGACACACUUCGACCAUCAUACAAUAUCAUACACCAUCUAACAACCAUCUGACACACUUCGACCAUCAUACACCAUCUGUACCAUCUUCACAAUCUGAAAACCCUUCCCUGUAUAACCACCCUACACCAUCAUACACCAUCUGACAACCAUCUGACACAGUUCGACCAUCAUACACCAUCAUAAACCAUCAUACACCACCAUACACCAUCUGACAACCAUCUGACACAUUUCGACCAUCAUACACCAUUUGUACCAUCUUCACCAUCUGACAACCCGUCCCUGUAUAACCACCCUACACCAUCGUACACCAUCUGACAACCAUCUGACACACUUCGACCAUCAUACACCAUCAUAUACCAUCUGACACACUUCGACCAUCAUACACCAUCUGUACCAUCUUCACCAUCUGACAACCCUUCCCUGAAUAACCACACUACACCAUCAUACACCAUCUGACAACCAUCUGACACACUUCGACCAUCAUACACCACCAUACACCAUCUUCACCGUCAGACAUCAGAUGCCUGUAUUGGACAAAACUCUCGUUGUGAGCAGAAAAUCUUAAAAUAUACAUAACAUCAUUAUAAAUUAUUUUGAAAUAAGCAACAAGAAAGAAGCCGUUAAAAUGGCGUCUGAACUUUGCUUGCCUUGCAGCUUUUGUUUGUUUUCAUGCGUUUAUUCCCGUUUUCUUUGAUACAAGGGCCCAAUUUCGAUUUAUGAAUAAGGUCCAUAAUUAUGAGUUUGACAUUCGUUGUUAAACGUUUGCAAAUGAAUUAGUUCAACUUCGAGUAGAUUAUUAUUAAUGAAUCGGCUGAAAUCGCAGCAAUUUGUCAUCAAAACUACGAGAGAUUCUCUGUAAACAAGUCAACAAAAUAUUUUAUUUUGAAUUCAGCAAAGCGUCGACACGAUUAGCCAGCAGUUUGAAAAAAUUGUGGUAAUGGUCAACCAAGCAUUUCAAGGGCGUACCUGUUCUAUAAACAACAAUGGUGCUCAAGCUAUCGAUCCAACAGUUCCAGACAACAACCAAGAGAUUAUUAUUCUUGGCGGUUUUUUUGGCCCAGAAGAUGACGCUGUAUCAAAUACAGCAGAGAAAUUCAACAUAAAAGGGGGAUCGACUCAGCUACCAAGUAUGAAUCUCUCGCGAACAGCGUCAGCGUCUUGCCUUUACAACGGCGAUGUCUUCAUCGUAGGAGGUCACGAUGGUCGUGCCGGCACAGACACAAUUGAGGUCUUGAAGAUGAGGCAGCAUCCUCUGCAAUGGAUGGAGUUGGAAGCUAAACUACCUGUCAAGUUGUCUGGGCAUGUCGCCAUAGUGUAUCAAGGGAAAUUAUGUCUCAUCGGUGGGUAUAAUUGGAAUGAAGGCAGAAUAUCUGAUGCCAUCUACGCAAUGACCCUUACCCCACCUUAUCUUUCCCAACUGCUGACAAGAAUGUCUCAGCCAAGAACGUUGCACAGAGCAGAAGUAGUUAAUGGCAAGCUAUUUAUCUUGGGAGGUUCAGCCACAUCGUAUAGUAAAGAUGCUGUUGACAGCGUUGAAGUUUUUGAUUUCAUCACAAAUGAGUGUGUCCCAUGCGCAUCCUUACCGAAACCUGUCUGUUUUAUGUCCACGGUCACUUGGGGUGGGAUGAUCAUCGUUGUUGGAGGUAUGAAUAAUAAUAAAGAGGUUUUAAAUGAUAUCAUCAUGUAUGACCCUCGCACAGGGCAAAGUCAAAUAUUACCUUCAAUGAAAUUCAAGAGGUGUGGUUCUUCAGCCGUAAUCAUGAAUAACCUUAUUGUUGUAUUGGGAGGAUGGAAUGGGGAUCAGGGGCAUCUCAACCUGGUAGAAAGUUUCGCAAUGGGUAGUGAUGUUUGGGAAGAACAGCAGGGAAUAACGGAAAUAAGGCAUCGGGCAACUGCUGUAGUGAAUCCUCAUAACUAGUUUUGAAGGUUUUACAAGAUACAUGUUAGAUACAUUUUACAUUUUUGAUGUUUUAAAUCGUGAGCAUAAAAAUUUAUAUUCUAUUAUUUUCCUUUUAAAACUAUAUUACCAAUAUAUUGUCCAAUGUAAACAAAAAUAUAAUUUUAGAAAUCUCAUGCAAACAGUGGUGGAGACAAUGGUGGAAGACUAUUAUUUGUGUGAUAAUUGAUUGAAUGAUACUUGAUAGAUGAUUAGGCGUUACAUGUACUUCAAAAUGGUGCUAAAUUUUUCUUUAAAAAUUCGACUAAAAUAUUCAUGUUUUGAAUGAAUCUGUGCCAGCCUACUAUUAUUCGUAUUAUGAAACCAUGAUGUGCCGCGAGUUAUAAGAAUAACUAUAACUCAUUAUUAUACAGUGUCGCACGUCGCCUGCAACCAGAAUGGCAGAAUAAGCCAACUUGCACUGCGCAUCCACAUUAUGCGUUCUGCGUCAGUGGAAAUUGAAGUUUAACUGUAACUUAAGAAAUGUUCAUUCACAACUGUUCAAUCAUAAUUUGAAUAUGGAAAAAGUUAGUUACCAAAUGUGUAACGUUAACUCGCUUUAAAUCAGCAAAAAAGAAUCCCUUAAGUGUAUGUAGCGUAGUUUCAUUUUUUAACACAGUAGACAAAAUAAUCUAACACAAGAAUAAUUUUAUGACAGUUCUAUUGUUGAAACACAAAUAAUUGAAUAUUGGCUAUAAUUGAAACACAAAUAAUGUUUGAACAGUUCAAUACUUUGACGUAAUAUAUCAAAUCCGACUAUAUAAGGAAUUUACCAGAUAUCCGGCCCGCGUAUUUAGUUCUUCGGAUUAAUAUGACAUCUCGUACGAAUAAGUCACAACUUAAAGUGAGGUAAAUUACUUUCGAUCAAGUCCGAGGACUGAAUUAAUUUUGACACAUUCCUAAGAAUGGACCAAUAUACUUCGCAAGGUAUCCAGUCUCAUCAUGUGAGAAAAACAAAAUAAUAUGUUUGGCUAAUUUAUUCAUGCAUUAUUAAUGAAUUUGAGAUACGCAUAUAAUUAUUUACCCCGUCAUGUGAAUGUGCAGUCGAGACUCCCAACUGGCUUCUUGCAUUUUAUGUUCCAAUCAUAUUUUCCACCACAAAUGACAAAUCAGACAUAGUUCAUUAAAAAUGUGAAUAUUUGGGUACAUUGUUUAACACACCUAACCAUUGGGCGGCUAAUGGUUACAGAAUGAUACCAGCUUCUUUACAAUUUAAAUAUCGAUUACAUAGCCUAACAAUGGAACUAAUUAAUUUAUAACAGUCAUAUAGCAACUUGAUCGUACAAUUAAAAUGUUGUCCUGUAAUGUUCUAAAUUUUUGUUGCUUAUGUUUAUUCAAUAGAUCCUAAGUUGAUCACGCUUUAUCAUCCAAUAUUAAUG
This is a messenger RNA of Paramuricea clavata, 16587 nucleotides long. Lineage: Eukaryota; Metazoa; Cnidaria; Anthozoa; Malacalcyonacea; Plexauridae. The record is from the annotation of a GenBank genome assembly.